AUGGAUGUCGACCAGGUUCCUACCAGCCCUACGGGACGCUCCUCUGUAGCAAGGGAAAAGACAGCACCAUUCCUGAUUCGAACCUUCGUAAAAAUCGGCAGCUUUCAUCGUCUUACACUGUUCGAGGAUGGUAGUCUGCCAACAACAGACGAACAACAGUUGUUCACCUGGAAAGACGCGACGCUGCGCGAAGUCCUAACCACCCUCAGAAACACUGCACCUCAUGUUCCAGAGUACCGUCAUCCCCUUGCCCGAUUCUCGUUUCGAACUGUAUACGCAGAUCCAGGAAAUAAAGGACGGUUCUCAUCAAAAGACCUAGGGCAGGUAUAUUCGAGAGAUAUACUAGGCGAACCAGGUACCUUAACGACUACGGCUCCACGUUUCCUUGAAGACAUGGAUAACGAAAAUCGAGAUCAGACAGAACGGGAGCGGGAAGAAAGAUCAUUGGAAGAGUGGAGGUUUGUACCUGGGGAUUAUAUGUUAGUUGCUGUGAUUUUGCCAAGAAAUAUGGCGUUGCCAUCAGAGGUCGGGGCGAAAGGAGUUGCGAAUGGGUGGAAGUCUGGAAGGGAAAAUCCUGGACCAGGUCCUGGAGCGCCAGGAUUUGGGAGGGGUGGAGGUGGUCACUGGAGAGGAGAUCCGAGUGGAGCGCCGGUGAGAGGAGGCAGGGGAAGGGGAGAACGAGAAAGGGAUUCGGAUAGAUCAGAUAGACGGGCUCCACCACCAAGAAGAGGCUCACCGCCUUCGAGGGGAGAUGGAGGAUGGGGAGGGCGUGGCGGAAGGGCCGGAGGGUCGAGACGCAGUCCUAGGUCACACUCACGCUCACGUUCUCCACCGAGAAAACGCAGGUAG
Molecule: messenger RNA, 849 nt
Organism: Marasmius oreades (fairy-ring Marasmius)
Lineage: Eukaryota; Fungi; Basidiomycota; Agaricomycetes; Agaricales; Marasmiaceae
Exons: 3
Coding region: 1-849 (282 amino acids)
Biological process (GO): negative regulation of DNA-templated transcription
Cellular component (GO): nucleus
Molecular function (GO): transcription factor binding; transcription corepressor activity
Source: RefSeq, a predicted model, not a curated record